AUGCAGCUGAAGCAGAGUGUGGGUGCCCAGAUGUGCGCUAUUAGAUGUUUCUCUGAUAAUGUCCCCAGUCAUACAAGGGAGACUAGCAUUGACGAGCACUCAGGCGUGGCUGAGCCGGAGCUGCUCUUCUCAGAGGGGCCCAGUACUUCCCGCUGGGCCGCAGAACUCCCGUUCCCGGCAGACUCCUCUGAGCCUGCCCCCCAGCUCAGCUACCCCCAGGAAGAGGGAGGACCUUUUAAGACACCCAUUAAGGAAACGCUGCCCAUCUCCUCCACCCCGAGCAAAUCUGUCCUCCCCAGAACGCCUGAAUCCUGGAGGCUCACGCCCCCAGCCAAAGUAGGGGGGCUGGAUUUCAGCCCAGUACAAACCCCCCAGGGCGCCUCUGGCCCCUUGCCUGACCCCCUGGAGCUGAUGGAUCUCAGCACCACUCCACUGAAAAGCGUUCCCCCCUUUGAAUCACCGCAAAGGCUCCUCAGUUCAGAACCCUUAGACCUCACCUCCGUCCCCUUUGGCAACUCUUCUCCCUCAGAUAUAGAAGUCCCCAAGCCAGGCUCCCCGGAGCCACAGGUUUCUGGCCUCGCAGCCAAUCGUUCUCUGACAGAAGGCCUGGUUCUGGACACAAUGAAUGAUAGCCUCAGCAAGAUCCUGCUGGACAUCAGCUUUCCUGGCCUGGAGGAGGACCCACUGGGCCCUGACAACAUCAACUGGUCCCAGUUUAUUCCUGAGCUACAGUAGAGCCCUGCCCUUGCUCUUGUGCCCAAGCUGUCCACCAUCCUGGGCACUCCUGUGGCUGAGCAGUCCGAGGCUCAGUGCACCCCAAGCCUCUGAGUGAGGACAGCAGGCAGGGGCUGUUCUGUUCCUCUUAGCUCCCUGCUGCCUGAUUAUGCAAAGGUAGCAGUCACACCCUAGCCACUGCUGGGACCCUGUGUUCCCCAAGAGUAUCUGAUUCCUCUGCUGUCCCUCCCAGGAGCUGAAGGGUGGGAACAACAAAGGCAAUGGUGAAAAGAUAUUAGGAACUCCCCAGCCUGUUUCCAUUCUGUGCCCAGCAGUCUCUCUCCUUCCCUGAUCUUUGCAGAGUGGCCCUUGUAAAUAGUGUCAAUCCUCCAAAUUAUCCUCUAAUUAUAAAUGUAAGCUUAUUUCCUUAGAUCAUUAUCCAGAGACUGCCAGAAGGUGGGUAGGAUGACUGGGGUUUCAAUUGACUUCUGUUCCUUGCUUUUAGUUUCGAGAGAAGGGAAGACCUGCAGUGCACGGUUUCUUCCAGGCCGAGGUACCUGGAUCUUGGUUCUUUACUGCAGGGACCCAGACAAGUGGAUCUGCUUGCCAGAGUCCUUUUUGCCCCUCCCUGCCACCUCCCCGUGUUUCCACGUGAACUUUCCUGCAAGAAGAAAUCCUGGUUUAAAAAGUCUUUUGUAUUGGGUCAAGAGUUGAAUUUGGGGUGGGAGGAUGCAGCUGAAGCAGAGUGUGGGUGCCCAGAUGUGCGCUAUUAGAUGUUUCUCUGAUAAUGUCCCCAGUCAUACAAGGGAGACUAGCAUUGACGAGCACUCAGGUGGAGGCUUGAGAAAGCCGAAAGAGCCCCUGACCUGCCUGGCUUCCUUAGCUUGCCCCUCAGCUUUGCAAAGAGCCACCCUAGGCCCCAGCCUAGGGUGUGAGCCGGCUUGAGAACACUACUGUAACUAUCUACUCAAUAAAAGUGAGGGUGGACAUGC
This is a messenger RNA of Mandrillus leucophaeus (drill), 1706 nucleotides long. Its product is annotated as forkhead box protein M1-like. Lineage: Eukaryota; Metazoa; Chordata; Mammalia; Primates; Cercopithecidae. Gene Ontology annotation, biological process: G2/M transition of mitotic cell cycle. Gene Ontology annotation, molecular function: DNA-binding transcription factor activity; DNA binding. The coding region runs from base 1 to 735 and encodes 244 amino acids. The transcript has 2 exons. The record is from RefSeq and is a predicted model, not a curated record.